This is a messenger RNA of Diabrotica virgifera virgifera (western corn rootworm), 1542 nucleotides long. RefSeq names its product alpha-latrocrustotoxin-Lt1a-like. The transcript has 2 exons. Gene Ontology annotation, molecular function: protein binding; RNA nuclease activity; RNA binding. The record is from RefSeq and is a predicted model, not a curated record. Bases 1 to 1542 code for a protein of 513 amino acids. Lineage: Eukaryota; Metazoa; Arthropoda; Insecta; Coleoptera; Chrysomelidae. Gene Ontology annotation, biological process: RNA processing.
AUGGAUGUUAACGUUUCUGAUGUUGAUGGAAAUUUACCGGUUCAUAUAUCAGCUCAAUUUGGAUGCCUUGAGAUAUUAAAAUAUCUUAAAGAAAAAGGUGCAAAUAUAAGCAUUUCCGAUAAACAAAAAUAUACACUUGUUCAUAAAGCUGCUCAAUCUGGUGAUUUGAAUGUCCUACAAUAUUUAGUAGAAGAUUGUAAACUGGAUGUUAACGUUUCUGAUAUUGAUGGGAACUUACCGGUUCAUAUGAUAGAUAUGAGACAGAAUAAUAUCAAGAUUUUAAAGUAUCUUAAAGAGAAAGGGGCAAAUCUAAGUAUUUCCAACAAGAAAAAACGUACACUUCUUCGUAAAGCUGCUCAAUAUGGUAAAUUGGAAGUCCUAGAAUAUCUAGUAGAAUACUGUAAAAUGGAUGUUAACGUUUCUGAUGUUGAUGGGAACUUACCGAUUCAUAUGAUAGAUAUGAGAUAUAGUAAUGUUAAGAUUUUAAAGUAUCUCAAAGCAAAUGGGGCAAGUAUAAGCAUUUCCAAUAAGAAAAAACGUACAUUUGUUCAUAAAGCUGCUCGAUGUGGUAAUUUGAAAGUCUUACAAUAUCUAAUAGAAGAUUGUAAAAUGGAUGUUAACGUUUCUGAUGUUGAUGGAAAUUUACCGACUCAUAUGGCAGCUGAAUUUAAUGAGGCUGAGAUUAUGAAGUAUCUUAAAGAAAAAGGGGCAAAUCUAAGCAUUUCCAACAAUCAAAAACAUACACUUGUUCAUAAAGCUGCUCGAUAUGGUAAUUUGGAAGUCCUACAAUAUCUAGUAGAAGAUUGUAAGAUGGAUGUUAACGUUUCUGAUGUUCAUGGAAAUUUACCGGCUCAUAUGGCAGCUGAAUUUAGUGAGGCUGAGAGUUUAAAGUAUCUUAAAGAAAAAGGGGCAAAUCUAAGCAUUUCAAAUAAUCAAAAACAUACAUUUGUUCAUAAAGCUGCUCAAUCUUGUGAUUUGGAAGUCCUGCAAUAUCUAGUGGAAGACUCAUUUCGGUACAUCCCCAACAAGACAAGACAUGCACUUAUUCAUAAAGCUGCUCAAUCUGGUAAAUUCGAAUUCCUACAAUAUUUAGAAGAGCACUGUAAAAUGUAUGUUAACGUUUUUGAUGAUAACGGGAAUUUACCGGUUCAUGUGAUAAAUUUUAAUGUUGAGAUUUUAAAGUAUCUUAAGGAUAAAGGGGCAAAUCUAAGCAUUUCCAACAAUCAUAAACAUACACUUAUUCAUAAAGCUGCUCAAUCUGGUGAUUUGGAAGUCCUACAAUAUUUAGUAGAAGACUGUAAAAUGGAUGUUAACGUUUCUGAUGUUGAUGGGAAUUUACCGGCUCAUUUCGCAGCUAAAAGUAAUAAAGUUGAGAUUUUAAGAUAUCUUAAAUCAAUUGGAAGUGAUUUAAAUCAAUGUAACCAUCAAGGAGCGACUUUAGUGGACAUGGCAGCUGCGGCUGGUGCAGUUAAUGUUCUAAAUUUUCUUAAAGAUGAAUGUAAAUUAUCUGUAAAUUUAGACUCACGUGCUAAUCACAAAUAG